GCGAUGAGAGGUUGCCUGGUAGUUGUGCUCGGUGCGGUGGCGUGCAUUCGUGGGGUGGCGGGCUAUAAGAUCAUCCAAGACAGUCUAAGUCUUCACAACUGCAACAAAGGUGUCAUCAACGCAGAAGGGAGGAUUUCGAAUGGAUUGUGCGUUAACUUCAAGCUCAAGGAGCCCGUGCCCCCCACCUCCAAGGUAUUGAUCAAAGCCUACCGUAAGGUCAACAACAACUUCGUCUUCAGCGGCAUCAGUAUCAAGACCACCCUUCGAGAGGUGCUCGGCUUGAAAAGCUUCGACCUGGACAGCCUCUUCAAUAAGUGCUUCAAACCGGUGGCGAAGUGGCCGCUCGUUGUCGGCACCGACUACCGAUGCGACGGCUGGAGCCCGGACGUCACCAAGUUCCCGCCGGCGCUUCCGGCGGGCGAGUGGAAAACGGAGCUGGGCUUCAUGUAUCCUAACGGCACCACGUUCGUCGACGUCCACUGGCUUGUAAGGAUCGUAAAUUGAGAUU
Molecule: messenger RNA, 508 nt
Organism: Photinus pyralis (common eastern firefly)
Lineage: Eukaryota; Metazoa; Arthropoda; Insecta; Coleoptera; Lampyridae
Exons: 4
Coding region: 4-504 (166 amino acids)
Source: RefSeq, a predicted model, not a curated record